Messenger RNA from Austrofundulus limnaeus, 6487 nucleotides. RefSeq names its product BICD family like cargo adaptor 1 (gene bicdl1). The transcript has 11 exons. The coding region runs from base 326 to 2281 and encodes 651 amino acids. Gene Ontology annotation, biological process: Golgi to secretory granule transport; vesicle transport along microtubule. NCBI's taxonomy places the organism in Eukaryota, Metazoa, Chordata, Actinopteri, Cyprinodontiformes, Rivulidae. The record is from RefSeq and is a predicted model, not a curated record.
CGCGCUUAUAUCUUGUUUGGCUGUCAGGUGGCCCCGGUCCAACAGGUUCAUCAUUAUGGGGGAUCCUGGACCCCGAGACGAGACAGAACCGGACCGACCUACGGCUGCGAAGAGCUCCUCCAGGCGGUUCAUACCGGGGUAGAACAACAAACAACAAACAAGAACAAGGUGUUGUGAUUAUCCCAGAAUAAACAGCCAGUGACUGAUCUGCAGAGGAGGAGGUGUUUCCUCUGAGUCAAGACGAGGGGGACGUGAGGAAGACGCUCAGGCUUAAUUGGAUUCAGCGCCGAACUGAGAGGGCAAAAAUGAAUGAAGUUUUGGUUAAAUGCUGGUCCUGUCAGCCCGGCCCAGUCCGAGCAGGCUGGGCUCAUCCGGAGUGAAGUCAGCCGCCUCUCAUCCGUCCUCUCCUCCUCUUCCUCCUCCGGGCGGAGAGAUGUCCGCGUUCUGCCUGGACCUGCAGACGUCCUCGGUGGUUUCAGCACCGCUGGAACUGGACAGCGACUGCAUGGAGCCMCGAGGCGGGCCGGGCCCUCAGCAGCCCGGCGGCUGUCAGGGUCACCCGCUGCGGCACGCCGGCUCCGGAGGCCUGGGCACGGCCUUGGAGGAGGAACUGGCCAUGAUCGCCGGGGAGCGGGGAGGCGAGGAYGAGCUGCCCGACCCGGAGGCGCCCGCGCUGGGGCGGAACGCAGACCUGCUGCUGCUCUUCCGCCAAAAGGAGAAAGACUUGGUUUUAGCUGCUAAACUCGGCAAAGCGUUGCUGGAGAGAAACCAAGACUUGACCAAGCAAUAUGAGAAAAUGCACAAAGAUCUCAGCGAGAAGUUAGAGCACCUGGAGCAGGAGAAGCACGAGUUACGACGACGCAUGGAGAGKCGAGAGGGGGAGUGGGAGGGCCGGGUGGCCGAGCUGGAGACAGAUCUCCAGCAGCUGCAGGGAGAGCUGGAGCGCCAGCAGGUCCAGCUGAGAGAGGCUGACAGGGACAAGACCAAGGCCAUCAGUGAGCUCUCUGAGCAGAACCACAGGCUGCUGGAGCAACUCAGCAGGGCUGCAGAGGUGGAGAGGCAGCUGUCCACUCAGGUCCAUUCAUUACAGGACAACUUCAGGGAGAAGAGCGUGUCUACAAGCCAGCACAUGACACAACUAGAGAGUCUACAGGCUGAGCAAGGGCUAGAAAUUAAGAUGCUGUCAGAGAGGAAGAUGGAGCUGGAGCGCCGGGUGCACGCUGCGCUGGAGGAGAACGAGCUGCUGCAGAACACUGUGGACGACCUCAGAGAGAGAGCCCUGCUGCUGGACAGGCAGUGUCAUGAGAAGGACCUGCAGUUGAGACAGAACCAGCUGGAGCUCCAGGAGGUCCAGUCAUCCCACCGGCAGCUCACCUCUCGACUGGCAGAGCUGACGGAGGAGCACAGCUUCCAGACUUUUACCCCCCACCCCUCCAGCCUGCUGUGUGAGAUCGAGCAGAGCAUGGAGCAGGAGGAGCAGGAGCAGGAGAGGGAACAGCUGCGUCUUCAGCUGUGGGAGGCCUACUGUGAGGUUCGCUCACUCUGCUCCCACCUGCGAGGAAAUGACGUCACGGACUCAGCACUGUCCACUGACUCGUCCAUGGACGAGUCCUCUGACACGUCUUCGGUGAGGGAUGUGCCUACAGGAAGUCUCCACACCAGCCUGCUGGAGCUGAGGAGGCUGACACAGAACCUGCUGGAUGGCAACGAGUCUACGGAAUCGCGGCGCAGCGAUGACGAGGCUCUGGAGGAGCAGGUGAGGAAGCUGGGAGAAGAGCUGCAGGACGUCAGAGAUCUGUAUGAAGCAGAGCAACACAAAACACGUAGCAACGAGGAAGAGCUGCGGAAACUGCACAACCAGGUGGCACUGCUCUCCGUGGAGAUCAGCUCUCUCCAAGAUGAGAAUGAGCGAAUGAGGGCGAUGGCUGAAGUCCGAGAACCCAGUGAGCAGCUCCAGAGUGCUAUCAGAGACAGAGACGACGCCAUAGCCAAGAAGAAAGCUGUGGAAAUGGAGCUGGCCAAAUGUAAAAUAGACAUCAUGUCUCUGAACAGCCAGCUGCUGGACGCCAUCCAGCAGAAGCUCAACCUUUCACAGCAGCUGGAGGCUUGGCAGGAUGAUAUGCACAGAGUGAUUGACCAGCAGCUGAUGGACAAACACCAAGACGAGUGGCGUUCGGCCCACAGCUCCCGGUCGGGAUCUUCACGGAGUCAGUCCCCAAGACGAGCUCGCCGUGUCUCUGAUCGGGACAAGAGACUUUUCUCUUUUUUCAAAAAGAGCUGAGCUCUGUUGGACUGCCAUAAGCACAGCAGACAGAGACAAACCAGGUGAGGGACAGGGAGGAAGGGACAUCGCAGUCCAGCCAAAGAUAGGCAGUGGCACACGCUAAUGUUUGGGGGUGAGGGGUCAUUUUGCACUAUUUCUGUCACAUCACUCUUCUUCUGUCUGAUGAAUUAGAGGCUGCUGACAAUGAAAGAAUAAGAGAGCAGGGCUUCCCCAGAACCUUUGGCUUGAACACUUUUCAUAAAGCUUUUUUGUUCUUAUAAAACACAACAGGGUUAUGAAAUUUACCUUCUUAACGGGAGGUUUCCUUGUAGUGCCUACAACCAUCUCUAAAAAGCCCACUGCCAACUCUGCAGAGGUGGAACACAAUGUACAGUUCCUAUGUGCAUCCCUGUUAUCAGGCCCAAGAGUCUGGGGAAAGACAGACGGAACAAAGUAGGAUCACAAGAAAUGGUCYGGGGAGAACUGGGAGUCAGACUGUGAUGGGACAUGAGUCGGACCCUAAUGACCCCCUGAGUGCAUACCAUUGUUGUCAGGUUUAUUCAUUUGUUCAGGGAAACAUGAGGCAACAGCUUCACCAAUGAGAACCAUGAUGAACAAACAUUGAAUUAUUAUGACCAAAAGAAAGUUGYUUUAAUGACAAAACAYUGGCUGUGCCCAAAUUCAGAGGCUGGGUCCUCCAAAGGUUGAAUUUGUCGACCUCUUACGUCACAGCACCACGCCGAAGGCUGUCCAAAUUUAAAGACUCCUCCGAUUGCGACCGACAAAUGCGUCCUCCUUUUGCCCCGAUUUGAGGGACGGGUUCAAUGGAUCCUUCUUGGUCCACUAUAUCCCAUGYUGCAUUGCAAGCCGACCGGAGAUUUCUUUUCCACUCGUAAUGGUGGAGGAAACUAGAGAAAGGAGUACAGCUUUAAAUAAAAAUCUGGGGGUAUAGUUGUGUUGUUAAUGGUUUUUACGUUUUUUAUAUUAUUCUUGUCAGAAACAAGCUAGUAUAGCAAAAUAAACGUGCACAUAUGGCAGGUCCCUUAGUUCUUCAAAUAUUGCCUUUAAGCUAAUUUUGUUGUUUAAGAAUACUUAUAAUACUAAUAUAUAGAUAUUUUGCUAAUUUCAAUCUAUUUUUGAUUCUAUUUAGCAUCAUCACACUAGGCGACAGGAGAUACGCCGGGGUAAGGGCGGGAAUAAUGCAGGAAGGGUAGACCGUCCAAAUUCACAGCCACUUUUUUCGUCUUUGCAGUCUACCAAGGUCCUAGACCGGGUAGGCCGAGUCCUUUGAAGGACCCAGCCCCUGGAGACAGCCAAUGUGUGAGGAAACAUUGAUGAAAAACAAGAGUUUUUCUUAUGUUGGACUAUCAAAUAUUAAAGUUCGGAGACAUGAACUAGACAAUGUUAAGCUGCACUAAUACAAAUAAUGGAUUGAAUGAACAGUAAAGGAGGUGUUUCACAAAUAAAACUGCAUGAAUUUGCAGUUUUACACUGUAAACCAGAUAUAUACAUCCAAAGAUCCAAACAUCCAAAUUCAAAGAGCUACAUCCUAUAAUUUCCCAUGAUGCUCCAGUUUAACUCCCCAUCUCCUGAUUAAAAUAAAAUCUUGUGUUUCAAAAUGCAGAUUUGCAACAGUUUUUCCAGUUUGUCUUUUUGAUAACCCUGGUAACCCAGGUACAAAAUGAUCCAAGCUGGAACAGAGUAAAGAAAUCCUAAACCUAAAAGACAAUCUUUUUAGUGGGAGCAUUGUUGGGAUGAACUCUAUGUGGCCUUCACGUUCAUCUCUGAUAGAUGAGUAAACCUUCGAGUGGCUGAACUCAUUAAAGCCGUCUGUCCAGGUGUUAUAUUUUUUAUACUGUUCACAUUAUAUGAAUAUUAUUUUUUGUUAAGAAAAAGGCACUGCCUCAUAUUUUGUCCCUGUGAUGUCAGCCAUCUUCCUAGUUGACCAAAUUUCCAAAAUGUUUACAUAAAGCUUGAGAAGGAGACAGAACUGUGUUGAAUGCUCAUCAAUAAUAGUUGAAUUUCAUAUCGGUGAAGGUGUGUUGGUGUACAACAGCUCAACAAAACUUCCUGUGCAGUGGUCAACAUUCAACAUUCACUCCUAGUAAAGGUCUACCUCCAUUCUCAUGGCUUCAGUACUUCAUGGGCACUUUAAUUUCCUAGCUGUUGGGCUUCCAUUUUAGGAGACAUAUCUGUGACUGCGUUGGUCGAGCAGUGUGUCAAGCUGUUGGAGCAUGAAUGAUUUUCAGUGCUGACGUCUCAUGUCUGUCUGUCUUAGACCUCAUGACGAAAGCAGCUGUGCUUAAUCUAUGCAGGUGUCUCUGUGUCAUCUCAGCUGGUUGUUGGUAAGGAUCAACCCAAAGAAUGAUUUUUUUUUCCAAAAAAUUUAAAACUAAAAGGUUUGGAUGAAAAUGUUAUAUUUAUAUAAAAAAACUACUUUUAAAUGAAGAUCUUUUUGUACAAUGUUAUUUGUAGGCUCUGUUUUCAUGUUUGUCAUGUGAACAGGAAAGAAGAAUUCCUGUUCACAUGACACACGUUUAAUUGGUUAGAGUUCACUUUUUAUUUCUUCAUUUUGUAUUUGAAUGGUCUGGUGUGGCACAGUGAGAGAAAAAUCUGUCUUUUUGUUUCACUUAAAACCACUUACCAAGAAGAUGAAAAAAUGACCCCAAACAGUUCCACUCUGCAGACAGUUCAAGGCUUCACUAGCAAUAACAAAACAUUAAUGGUUAAUGGUAAAUGGCCUAAACUUGUAAAGUGCUUUAUCAAAUCUCUACGGACUUUAAAGCACUUUACAUAACAGACAUUCACCUAUUCAUACACACAUUCACACAAUGAUGUUGGUAAUCUACAUCGCAGUCACAGCUGCCCAUUAAUAAGAGUUAAAAAUAAUCUCUGUUGUGGUAUUUAUUGAAAUACAAGAAAAGAAGAAGAAGGAGAAAAAAAAGGUUAUUAGAGUAGAAAAUGCCCUGUCACAUUAUAGUGUUUUAGACAACUGAUAUUGUCACUCUGGUGUAAGUCACAUAAGUUAGGUGUAAGUUUUAAAUAAGUUACCACCCAGUAAUUUUGUACAUGUACAAACUCUUCAGUGUAAAUGUAAGUUGCAGGUAGGCAACAGGUAAGUUGUGCAUAAGCACAACUUGGUUUCUUGGAUCAUGAUACAUGCAUCUUUUAGAGAUGAGAGAUUCUCCUUUUUAUGAAUAAAAUUAAGUCACUUUUCAUUUUGUUUGUGUGUCAGUUAGCUUUAUGAGCUCUUUAAAAAGGACAAAAAUCUACAAUUUUGCAUAAACUUUUCCAGUUUAGAGCGCAUUUAUAUUAUUCUUUCUAAACAGGAAUUUAUUCACAAAGGCAUAAUUCCUGCUAAGUCACUUAAUCGUCAAAUUAAACAGCAAAAACAAAUGUGAUUUUUUUUUAAGCAUUAAUGCAGCAUAAUAACUAAUCUGUCAAGAUAAUCCCUAAAUGUCAAAUACACAGAAAUUUAAUUUAUUAGUUCAGUAACCAGAGAAGGAGCAUCUACACAUUCACUUUGACACUUGCUGAUGAUUCAUGUAUUAAACAUUGAUAAAGCCAUAAAAAUCCUUUGCACAAAGGAUUCAUGUCAGGCAGAACAAAUAAAAAUGUUUUCAAAUAAUUCAUUAACUGUUUGUUUGUUUGUUUGUUUGUUUGUUUGUUUGUUUGUUUGUUUGUUUGUUUGUUUGUUUGUUUGUUUGUUUUCACCAGCAUGUAUUUGUAGAUUUGGGUCUCCUGUGCAAUUAGUCCUGCCAGUACCAGGUUGUAAUUUUUCUUGUUCAUCUUUUAUGAUAAUUCUUUGUAUCACAUUUGAUUUGUUAACAUUAUGUUGAUGUAAAUGUUGUCUUUGUUACCUUUAUUGUAAACUGAACAGAUUUUCUAACUGAAAGCAUGUGUUUUGUGGUUGGUUGAACAUCCUAAUGCUGCCUCCACAGAUCGUGUGUGUGUGUGUGUGUGUGUGUGUGUGUGUGUGUGUGUGUGUGUGUGUGUGUGUGUGUGUUGCAGAGGCAGACAAACACAGAUCAUUGAGUGUGCAUGUCUCUCCUGAGUUGGAUGUUUUGGAUGUUAUGCUUUCGAUGAACUCGUGCUCUGUGUGAGAGCUUCCAUUCACCACAGAGCAACAGCACUGUUUUAGUUGCUUUAGUUACAAAACUAUUCAAAGUAUUUUUCAUGCAAUUUUCUUAGCUUUUUUUUGUACAAAUAAACACUUUAAAAUUC